This is a messenger RNA of Punica granatum (pomegranate), 3980 nucleotides long. Lineage: Eukaryota; Viridiplantae; Streptophyta; Magnoliopsida; Myrtales; Lythraceae. The record is from RefSeq and is a predicted model, not a curated record.
UGCCUUGCCCAUAUAAAAAGGCCGCAAUUUAAUUCUCCCUCUAUCGAACGAAUUGUGAUCAGGCAGACACAAGCAAAGGCGAAGGGAAAAAGCGCUCAAUCACACCUAUCUCGGGUUGGCGGACCGAUUUCGUGCCGGUAAAGAAGCAUUCGGAUUUGUGGAACCGUUGGGGUGGUUACCUACAUUCGGAGUCUAUCUUCUUUUCUUGAACUUAAUCAGAGUACCAUUGCCUGCAUCAUAGGUGGGCUCUGAGCAAUAAGGAGUACAGGUUUUUGCUUCAAAAACUACCCAGUUGUGUAACGAGAUGGCACGCGCUUACGCAUGCCAGGACUCGAUUCCUCAUCAAAAUGGCUGGGUACAAUACGUCCCCUAUGUCCAGCCAACUUCGGAGGCUGUUCCAUCGCAAGUGAUGGUAGAUCCGUCCAAAGUCCCGGUCUUCCAUGGCGCUGCACCGUACGGAGCUCCUUACAGCUAUCCUGUUGGAUGCCAUUCUUGCUGCAAUCACAUGCCCGUCCCUGGCCACAACAGCUACGGUCUAUCUUUUCCCCAUUUCUUCCCGCCUCAACCGUCUCCUUGGUGGAGUUCUUACCCCAUGUACCCUCACGCUGUACCUGUUCAUCAUGUGCCCCCUCCUCCAGCUUAUGUUGCAGAUAUUCCGAGGUAUGAGUAUGACAAGAAUGCGGCUGGACCCGGGGAUUACCACUGUUGUGGCUUUCCUAAGCAUGCGUGCAAGCCCCAAGGUGAUCCAAGAGUCGAGAUUGAAGAGCAAGAGCCUUCUCAUGAGAAGGAGAAGAAUUCUCCUGAAGGAGGUGUGCUGGUGCCAUCGGAUGUAAGAAACUAUCAAUAUCCAGUCAUUUGGAUACCGCCCGAGUAUGGGAAGAACGCAGAGCAGAAGAAGCCUUUGAAACCAAAGUCCGCGGAUCAUGACAGUGCUCUUUUAGAUGUCAAACCCAGAGGAAAAUCUUCGCACCAGCAACCGAGCUGGAAAAGCUACUUACCUGCUAACGUGGAAAAUCUUGGCCUUCAGAUGCCCGAUGGCAACGAUAUGAGAAUGGGGAACCAGCAAACUGAAGACUAUAGUAAGCAGUUCUCGUAUCCUAUCAUCUGGAUACCUUAUGCUAAGCUGGAGGAGGGUGAAAGAGAAGGAAAGAAUGAUUCUUCAAGAUCUUCUUCCCAAGCUGUUCCUUCCGACAACUACAUUAAUGCAGAUAAGAUCAGAGCAUCCGGGGCUGAGGGAGGUAUUGCGAGCAAGAGUGGAUCACACUCGGCAAAGAAAUAUGCCGAGGAGAAUGUGCUUGUGAAGAAUGCAGAGCCAUCUGCAGGCAGCAUUCACUUGGAGAAUUCUGGGAAGAAGUUUGGUGAUGUUUCCGACAAGGGAGUAGAAAACAAAGUAAAGGGAUCAAUUGGGAAAAAAGAGCUGGCGUCCCCAGAGAAGCCAAAGUUACCUCCGGUGUGCUUGAGAGUCGAUCCCUUGCCAAGGAAGAAAAGCACCAACGGCAGUUCAAGAGCUCCCAGCCCUCCGGGUGCCAGAGAGAAUGCUUCUUCUGAUGUGACAGACAGUAAGGGAAAGAAUCCACCUGCUGAAGCUGCUAACGAGAGAAAGUCGAAUCAGGAGAAAAGAAAGGAGUUGAAGGUUAUUGAGGUGAAGGAUAGUCCCACUGGCAAGAAAGACGGUGCAAUGGUAAGCGUGAAGCGAGCUGAGCAUCCUGUUAUGGUGAAUUCCGUUGGUCAGGAGAAUCGUAAAGACAGAGAAGAGGCUGGCGAGGGAAUUAAGGAACAUGACACUGUAGAGAAUCCACAGAAGAAUGUUAUCAGUGAUGGAAAAACGGAAGAAAAGAAAGAAACAACAGUAAGACCUCUCUCCGGCAUAGAAGCAGCUACACUUAUUCAAGCUGCCUAUCGUGGUUUUGAGGUGAGGAAAUGGGAGACCAGGAAGAAGCUGAAGCAAAUGGCAAGUAUCCGUCAUGAGGUGGCUAAGAUCAAGAAGAGCAUUGAAGAGCUAGAAUCCUCGGACAGUACGUCUCUCGAUCGAGAGAAGGUUGCAAAGCAGAGAGUGGUGAUUGGGGAAACCAUAAUGAGCCUCCUAUUGACAUUGGAUACCCUUCAGGGUUUGCACCCAAGUCUUCGUGAUGUUCGGAAGUCCUUGGCCAGGGAGAUGGUGGCUUUGCAAGAGAAGCUCGAUUCUCUUUUGAGCAAGAGAUUAGAUGAUCUCAUGGAAAAGCAAUCUUCAGCUAUCAUCAAGGGGGACAUGCAUAAGAAUGUUGCUGAUGACACAAGCAAGCAAUGCUACGUGGACAGAGAAGAAAACUUGCAACCCGUUGAUGCCAUAUCUGGAGAUAACGAGGAAACUGCCGCUCACAAGGUAAAGGCACCGGAGAUUGUGCUUGCUAAUGCAGAGGUGACGAUUCCCUUGGAGGGAGAAUCCUCCAGUGAGACGGUAAAAGAAUUUUUGUCAAGUGAUCUGAACUGUGAAAUGGUAACACCUGCUGGAUCAAUUGAACAAGUUUCUCAGGUCAAUACCUCAUCAGAGGAGGGUGAAUGUGAGACCAUGGAGAGGGAGAAAGAUGAGGCAUCAAAUGCUGGGGAGGCAAAGCGUCAUGCCAACCAGAAAUUGCCAAGAAGUCCUGAUUCUGAGUAUCUAGUUUCUGGUGAUGGAGAAUCUGAUGUCGACUUGCUGAUGGAAUUGCCUGCUGGGGUAUUAGUAGACCAGGACCGAGAAAUAGUUGAGCUCCAGCAAAAGUGUGAUGCUCCUUACGAAAGUAACCAGCAGCAGGACCACCUCAAGGGAGAAAUCGAAGAUAUCGGAUCAGAUGAUGAUGCUGAGGUGAAGCAACUUGAAACACCAGACACGCAGGAAACCGUGGAACUUGAAAUGGGUUUGGUAAUAGGAGAGGAGGAGAACGCCCAAAAGGAGGAUGUGAAUCGUGGUGAAGUGGCGCCAGUGACUCCACACGAGGUUGGAACAUCUGCAGUGCCACGUGAGGAAACUACACCUGAACAGGUGAAGGAUGGUGGUACCUCCGACACGAUAAGGGGAAAGGACGAAGAACAUUCUCAAGAACAGCAUGAAGCUGACUCCAUAGUGCUAUCCGUGGUACCACCUGAUGAAGGGGAAUUUGCGUUGUCUAGGGAAGAUGAACAGGUGAAGAAUGAAGCAUCUGCCUUGGACUCGAUAAGUGCGAAGGAGGAGGUGUACCCACAAGAACAGCAUCAUGAUGCUAGUACAGUGUUGCCAGAGUCUCUAGCUGAGGAAGGGGAAUCCAACUUGUCAAGUGAAGACACUACUGCUCCGGAACAGGUGAAGGAUGAGAAUGCUUCCUCCGUGUUAUCACCCGAGGGACUUCAAAAAUUGGUUGAAAGGAAUGAUAGCAAUGCUGGUGAACCAUCUGGAAAUCAGGAAAAUGAAAUUGGAGUGGAGCACGAGCAAGGUGAUCGCUGUGGUGCUGAAAGAGUCACUGCUGAGGAGGUAAUGGAGAAUGUCAGAGUAGCCAAGCCUCCUGAGAAUGAGGUUGUGGUUGUUACUGAAGACCACCCUGUUUAUUAUGGAGAUGGAAUGGCAAGUAGCGGAUCCAAGUUGAGUAAUAGCAACAGCAUCAAUGAGCUCGAGCACAAUGAGAAGCUGCGGGAGAUGAUGCAGAAGUUGAUGGAGGCUGGGAAAGAACAAUUGGAUGUCAUAUCCAGUCUGACUGGAAGAAUGAAGGAAUUGGAGAAGAAACUGGCAAAGAGCAAGAAAAUGAGAUCAAGGCGAUGCAGAGCAGCAGCAGCAUCUCGUCGAAAGCUGUCUCCUAAUCCAUCGGGAAGGACUCCUCUGUCAACUUAAACUGUAAGAUCGGGCUGCUACGGUUUUAUGCGUGUUCCUUGGAUGUGAAGUGGGUUUGUUCCAUGUAUGUCGAAUUGUGUAUGUGAAAAACAAGAAUGUAAAUUCACAUAAUUAAGGAUAAUUAAAUUCGCCGUUCCAGUCAUUAUCGAAAAGAAAAAAA